Molecule: messenger RNA, 1914 nt
Organism: Raphanus sativus (radish)
Lineage: Eukaryota; Viridiplantae; Streptophyta; Magnoliopsida; Brassicales; Brassicaceae
Product: M phase phosphoprotein 10
Exons: 13
Coding region: 110-1687 (525 amino acids)
Biological process (GO): rRNA processing
Cellular component (GO): Mpp10 complex; small-subunit processome; nucleus
Source: RefSeq, a predicted model, not a curated record
GUUUUAUCGUUGAAACCCUAAUUUCAAAUCCGUGCUACACCACUGCCUUACACACACACACAUUGCUUCGGAAGCAACGAUCUGGUAAGAGGUCUGUCCUACUAAACCAAUGGCCGAUGUAAAGGAUCGGGGCUUGGAAGCCCUUGAGAAGCUAAAGUCGACGGAACCACCAGUUUUCCUAGCGCCAAGCUCGAUAUCGGAGGUGGCUCGUGUCGCAUCUCAGUAUAUCUUCGCCAGGUUGAAGCCUCACAACCCUAAAUCUCCUUUCGAGGAUCUCUUGGUUGAUGGUUUCGAUUCCGAGCAGAUUUGGCAGCAGAUUGAUAUGCAGUCUCAGCCUUUGUUGUCGAGCUUGCGACAUGAAGUUAAGCGGUUUGCUAAAAACCCUCCAGAGGUUCGUGAAAUCGGAAAUUUGGGCCUUGAGGCCUCUCAUGAGGGUGAUGUUAAUGAGAUGGAUAUGGAUGGGCUUGAUUCUGAUGAUAAUAAUGAUGAGGAUGAUGAGCUAGAAGCUAACGAAAACGAAGAAGAAGAAGAAGAGGAAGAGGAAGAGGAAGAAGCUGAGGAGGAAGAGGAAGAGAAUGAAGGAAUAGAGGACAAGUUCUUCAAGAUCAAAGAUUUGGAGGAUUUUUUAGAGGAAGGUGAAGCUCAAGAGUAUGACAUCGACUUCAAAAACAAGAAAGCUAUGUCAAAGGUGAAGGAGCAAAAUUUUAGCGAUGAUGAUGAUGCUGAUGAAGACGAAGAAGAUGAUGAUGAUGAAGAUGGAGAGUUCGGUGCUUUUGCUGGUGAAGACAACGAAGAGUCAGACAAACUGGGAAAGGCGAGGUAUAAUGAUUUCUUUGGUGGUAAAAAGAAGGAGACAAAAAUGAAGAUGAAACAUGUCACUGAAGAUGAGGAAGCUGGAAAUGGAAACCAAGGCGAUGAAAAACUCUCUACCCAUGAGAAAGAACUACUAAAGCUUCAAUCCAAGAUUGAUCAGAUGGAGAAAGCAAACUUAGAUCCUAAACACUGGACUAUGCAGGGAGAGGUAACUGCUACAAAGAGGCCAAAGAAUAGUGCUCUAGAAGUUGAUUUAGAUUUUGAGCACAAUGCCAGGCCUCCUCCUGUAAUCACAGAAGAGGUCACUGCCUCACUUGAGGAUAUGAUCAAGAGCCGAAUCAUUGAGGCUCGUUUUGAUGAUGUUCAACGAGCACCUAGCCUGCCCACUAAAUCCAAAAGAGAAGCCAAGGAAUUGGACGAUAAUAAAAGCAAGAAAGGUCUUGCCGAAGUUUACGAGGAAGAAUACGUUCAGAAGUCCAAUCCGUCUUUUGCUCCAGCAACUUUCUCUGAUGAACUGAAGAAAGAGGCAAGCAUGCUAUUCAAGAAACUAUGCCUGAAGUUGGAUGCUCUCUCCCACUUCCAUUUUACACCUAAACCAGUAAUAGAAGAAAUGUCAAUACAGACAAACGUCCCAGCCAUAGCAAUGGAAGAGGUUGCGCCAGUGGCAGUGUCAGAUGCAGCAAUGCUUGCUCCAGAGGAAAUAUUUUCGGGGACAGGCAAAAUAAAGGAUGAGUCUGAGCUUACGCAGGAAGAGAGAAAGAGGAGGAGAGCUAAGAAGAAGAGAAAGUUCAAAGCUGAAUCUGCAAAACAACCUGUUAAGAAGGCGCGUGAUACUACUACUAGUACAGAGAUGUCUAGAACCGGCAAUGAAUAACGGUUUACAGAAGCAGAAGAGUUCAGUCUAGAGCUAAUCUACCAACACAAGACCGCUUCGAGAUUGGAUAUCAACAACAGUUUUGCAUGUUAGAAAUAUUUAAAUUUUGUCUGUUUACUGCGACUGAUAAUUUUGUUCGGAUCGGUGAUUUGGCAUUUUUUUAUCCGACCAUAGUGAAAUUCGUGUGUUUAUUUGUUUUAGAUGUUUAAUAUUUAGUUAUUCGUUCA